CGAUCCGGUUAUGCUGGACUGCGGGCACAACUUCUGCCGCUCCUGUAUCACACAGAGUUGGGACAGGGAGGGGAGAAACUCCUGCCCGGAAUGUAGAGAGGAGUUUACAGACCGCACCCUCAGGGUGAAUCGGGCCUUGGCGAGACUGUCUGAGAAAGCUCGAACACUGAGCCUGAAUCGGACAGAGAAGGAAAGUAAACUUCAGUGCGAGGAACAUCAGGAAGAACUGAAGCUGUUUUGUGAAACUGACAAGAAGCUGAUCUGUGUGAUUUGUGCAGGUGGGCGGGAACACAGAGAUCACCGCUUCAUGCUGGUGGAUGAAGCUGUUGAAACCUACAAGGAUCAGGCGAAAUCUUCCAUCCAGUCUCUCACAAAAAAGAAAUCAGAGAUCCAGCGAAUGGAGCAGCAACAGAAACAGAAGAUUUCUGGAGUUCUGGAACAAUCACACAACCUUCAGUCCAAGAUCACAUCCCAGUAUGCUGAACUGCACCAGAUUCUCACUGAGAAAGAGCAGCGCACACUGGCAGAUAUCCGGGAGGAAGAGAAGAAGAUUCUGAAUACAAUGGAGAAAAAUCUUGGAAAGAUUCAAGAGAAUUUAAAUUCCAUUCAGGAGGAACUCUUAAAGUUGCAGCAACAGAUGGAUCAAAAAGACAGUGUGGUGUUUCUGAAGGAGAAAGCUGGUGGCAAGCAAAGGGUUCGUGAUGAAGCCAAACCAUUGUUGGUGGUAGAUGAUGCCUUACCGAUUGAAAAGUUUCAUUGCCCUGUUUCCUUCAACAAAGAAAUAUCUGAUGACUUCAAGCAAGUCUCCGUCACCCUGGAUGUGGAAACAGCGCAUGCGCAGCUCGAGGUGUCUGAGGAUCGGAAGAGGGUGAGAUGGACCGGGACCGAGAGGCGUCUCCCUGACACCGGGAAGAGGUUUACAGGCUGGGCGUGUGUGCUGGGAUCGGAGGGAUUCACAUCGGGGAGACAUUACUGGGAGGUGGAGGUGGCGGGGAGUCGGUGGUGGAGUCUGGGAGUCGCCGCAGAGUCUGUGGAGAGGAAGAGACUGGUCACACUGACCCCGGAGACUGGAGUCUGGAGCAUCAGGCGGCAGGGUGACGGGUUUGAUGCAUUCACCUCCCCUCCAUCCCCUCUCCCCGCCCGUCCCAUCCCCGGGAGGGUGGGAGUUUAUCUCAGUUACGAGUCCGGGACAGUUUCAUUUUACGACGCGGACACCAAGUCCCAUCUCCACACCUUCACUGGGAAUAAAUUCACGGAGAAACUUUAUCCUUUCUUCGAGACUUGUGAUGUAAACCAGUGGCUGAGAAUCUGCUCCGGUUCCGCUCCGGGUGUGUAAAAAAAAAUGUAAAUGUGGGAAGAGUGAAAUAAACAGCAACUGAAAUCAGA
Molecule: messenger RNA, 1386 nt
Organism: Leucoraja erinaceus (little skate)
Lineage: Eukaryota; Metazoa; Chordata; Chondrichthyes; Rajiformes; Rajidae
Product: zinc-binding protein A33-like
Exons: 6
Coding region: 11-1336 (441 amino acids)
Molecular function (GO): protein binding; zinc ion binding
Source: RefSeq, a predicted model, not a curated record